Molecule: messenger RNA, 1215 nt
Organism: Diorhabda carinulata
Lineage: Eukaryota; Metazoa; Arthropoda; Insecta; Coleoptera; Chrysomelidae
Exons: 4
Coding region: 437-1114 (225 amino acids)
Source: RefSeq, a predicted model, not a curated record
UACUGACCUGUGUCUUCUACCUGUUACCAUCAAGUCACGUAAACUUGCAAAUACUACCAUUGUAUUAGUAACAAUCUUGGAAUGACUAGAAUAAUUUAAAUUACCUCUUAAAAAUCUCAUAAUUGUAUUGAAAAACUUUCGAUGACGGUGUGUGUAAAUUUUAGUGAUCUUCGAUAUUUAAUUAGAAAUAUUCGUGUCAAAAUUUCAAAAAAAUAUGUAGAAUAGGAAAUAUGUCAACGUAUUAAUCUCACUUAAUGAGUUUCUGAUUGCCUUGUGCUUGUUGUGAUGAUUAUAAAUGUGAUUUAAUGUAUAUCCGAGUGGAGUGUAUAGAAAUCGUUACUAAAAACUUAAAUUUCGACAAAAUAACAUUUUAAGGUUAAAUAGUGUACUACUAAUUCCAUAUAUUUAUUAAUUAAAAUUCUGACGAUGAUUUAAAAUGAGUUACUUCAAGAAAGGAAUGAUUUUCAUAACUUUUUUUGUGGCUUGUAUAUCCAUGGCUCUAUUAGUAGCUGGUUUAGGGACGAAACAUUGGGUCAACGCAAGAGCCAAGAGGAUAAGAAAUCCUUUAGAAAGUGAUGGUAAAAUACAUUUUGGAUUAUUUGAUGGGAAAAAGGAACUGAACGUAGCCUACGGCUGGAGGACAUACGAAAUCGACGUUAUAAACCUCUUAAAAUAUGAACCAGAAUUUUUGUCUUACGGUUUUUGGAUUGGGACGACGACGGCGGUUUGCUCUGGUUUAUUGUUUUCUGGACUGAGCGCUCUUUUUGCUGCUAUCAACACCGUUACUACAACCUCUCGAUGUCUAACUAAAGUAACCGGACUCUAUUUUUGGAACUUUCUUGCGGUUGUCAGCGAUGUCUUAGCUGUAUGCUUAUGGAUCGCUCAGUUUUUUUUACACAUCCAGUAUAGCGUUUUGUCUCGAGAAGACAGAGAUAACGAGUGGACUUCAGAAAAUAUGGCAGAACUUGGAUAUUCCUUCUGGUUCGUCGUUGGUGCUGCCGUAUCUUCAUUUAUCAACAUUAUAAUUCUUGUAAUAGCGAAUACAGAAAGAGAAGUUGAUACAAUUAUUCCAGUUUUAGAAGAAAAAACUAACGGAGCCAUUAUGUUAUAUUAAUAUUAAAUAUUGCUUUGUAAAUAAAUCGCUCUAUAACUUUUUUAAUGUUUUGUAUAAACUAUUUAUUAUAAUUAAAUUUGAAAUAAAUUAUAUAUUUAACC